This is a messenger RNA of Passer montanus (Eurasian tree sparrow), 241 nucleotides long. RefSeq names its product scavenger receptor cysteine-rich domain-containing group B protein-like. The record is from RefSeq and is a predicted model, not a curated record. The annotation marks the transcript as partial. The transcript has a single exon. Gene Ontology annotation, cellular component: membrane. Lineage: Eukaryota; Metazoa; Chordata; Aves; Passeriformes; Passeridae.
GGCACGGUGUGCGACGACACCUGGGCGUUCCCCGCCGCCGCCGUGGUGUGCCGCUACCUGGGCUGCGGGCAGGUGAUCGCGGCCCCGCCCCGCGCGCGCUUCGGGCCCGGCCGCGGCCAGGUGUGGCUGGACGGGCUCACCUGCACAGGUGAGGAGGCCGCGCCCUCCGAGUGCCGCCACAAGGGGUGGGGCGUGCACACCUGCGAGCACAGCGAGGACGCCGGCGUCAUCUGCGCAGGUG